Angiostrongylus costaricensis is the source of this 321-nucleotide messenger RNA. NCBI's taxonomy places the organism in Eukaryota, Metazoa, Nematoda, Chromadorea, Rhabditida, Metastrongylidae. The record is from the annotation of a GenBank genome assembly.
AUGGCCUUGGUGCGCUACCGCCGCCCGUGGUCGGCCGUUGGUGGUCGUCCGUUGCCUUGCCAAACCCCUAGCCGCUCGCCCCGCGACCCGUCGCUAUGCGAGCUACCAGGACGAAAGUACGGUCAACUCAUUUGGACGCUGUCGACCAGCCGGCUGGCUGGCACAUGCGAAUUCGCCGAUCAUUUCGGUGUUACUCCGUGCAAUUCACCGGCUGGAGGUCAACCACCGUCAGUGCCGGCGCGAUUGCACCGCGCUCAGCAAAACACCACCUAUGCGAUCGCCGUCGUCCGAGUGAUCAGCGCGCAUAACGCUACGGAUUAG